AUGUCAUCUCACAAAAAUCACGGACACGAUUCUACUGCGCCAACAACUCCUCCCGUUUCUAUCAUUUCCGCUUCUUCGUCUAAUAUCGGUCUGGUUAAAGAAGAUAAUCGUCAACCUUCUUCUCCUCCUUUAUCAUCUCCUACAACUCCUUUACAAAAUUCUAUCGACCCUCUAAAAGUUGAAUCUUCUUUACCUUCAUUAGCUUCUGUAUUCACUUCCUCUUCUAAUAAUAACAAUAAUGACAGUGAUGAAGAUGAGAUUGAUGAAUUAUUACCACAACAUCAGAAAUUAAGAAAUCAACGUCACAAUUCUGUUGAUAAUUACCUUUCUUCUCCAAUAACUAAUGAUACUUCCCCUUCAUUACAACCUCUUUCUAUUGAUAAUGCUCGUUCGGCUGCUAGUAUUUCAAAUCUGAUUAAUCAUGAUGAUGAUCAUUCCUCUGUUUCUCCUACAUCACAAAUGAGUAGUAGAUCAAUUUCUCCAUCACCUGAAACCCCUCAUAAUAAUGUCUCCAUUUUAAAUGAACCAAGGUUUAUUAGUAUAGAGUUUCACAACACAAACAACUCCGAUUUUUCUUCUUCUAUUACCACUAAAAAGAAAAGAAAAGGUGCUCAUGAUACUGAUGAUGAUAUAUCUAAAAAUAAACGUAUUUCUGAUUCUUCAAAAAGGCAACGUAAAAAUAUACAUAAAUCCUCUUCAUCUACUUCUGUAUCAAAUACUCCUAUCUCUGCAACUUCAAUUAUUGAUGAACCUGAUGACCUCUCUUUGAAUGGUUCUAUACCUCCUUCUCCAGUUCCUUCUUCAGGAUUUGAUGAAAUGAUUAUUGAUGAUCAUGUUUCUGAUGAUUUCCCUUCCUCUACUUCUCCAACAAAUACUAGUGCAAAUAUUACUUUUUCUUCAAAACAAAAUCGUAAAAAACCUUAUAUUCCUCCUUGGCCUGAUUAUAAAUAUCAACCUAGAAGAAGAGUAGUUGGUCCAACUUUUAAAAAGCCUUUAAAGGGUCCAGGUGCUCCUACUAAACUCGAUAAUGUAGGUGAUUUUGAUACCGGAUCUCGUCGUAAUAUUAAUAAUCAUGUGAAGCCAAAUAUGGAUAAUUUCGUUAUGGAGAUUUCUAAUUCUUUUCAAAGAAAAUCCAGUAUUGCUGAUGAAAUCCCUAUUAAUGAUUCUCAUGAUUCGCGUGAGUUGACAGAUAUAACUUCUCAAAGGAAAUCAAUUAUAAUAAUUGAACGUGGUUCGAAAGAAUUGAAUAAAAUAGGUGAUUAUUUAUUAUAUGAAAUACAACAUUCUACUUCAUCGCAAAUUACGACACGUUUACCUCCUCCACAUACUUUAGUAGUUCCACCAAUGCAAUUAUUACCACCCACACAAUCUACAAUGAUUUUACCUAAUACACCUUCUCCACCUGCUGCUACGGCUCGUGGUGCACUUAUCGUUCUUGAAGGUUGUGAAGAUGGUACAACCGCUUUACAAUCAACAAAGUUAUUGGAAUUUUUAAAGAAUGAAGGUAUCAAAGCUCGGUUGUGGAAAUUCCCUGAUACCACAACUCCUUCUGGUACUGCUCUUAAAGCAUAUAGAUCAAGUAAUCGUCAACCACAUCCGAAGACUCUUCAUUUACUUGUUGCUGCUCAUUGGUGGGAACUUAUGCCUAUAAUGAAAGAACAUCUAAUAAAUGGUACUACUUUGAUAGUGGAUAAAUAUGUUUACUCUUCGAUCGCUGCUUCUGCUUCGGCGGGUUUAGACCUUAAUUGGUGUAAAGCUAGUUAUGUACACUUGUUAUGCCCUGAUUUGAUCUUUUUCUUAAAUGUGGAGAGAGAAUCAAAUGAAUUAGAUCAACAGUCUCAAUCUCCGCAAUCAACUCAACUCCCUCAUGUUAAUGACGUGCUUGGUGCUGGUAGUAAUGAUGAUGAAAGUAGACGUGCAUCUGAAUGGCAAAAAAGAUUACAAGAUGCAUUUGCUCGAUUGGCCGAAGUUCAGUGGAAGAUUCUGGAUGCGCGAAAAUCAAAUACUUUGGUUCAUACACAAAUACUUGAAGCUUCAAUUGAGGUCAUUGAAAGAUGUCGCAAAUACACAACUGGUUAUAAUAGUAAUAUUAAUAACUUUAUGCCACAAAAUCAAUUUCUUUUUCCUCCUCCCCCACCAAACCAAUCAUCAUCCUCAUCACCUCCUCCUCCAUCACAACUUUCACAAUCUGCAUAUGUAUUACCUACUUUAAUGUUAUAA
Messenger RNA from Cetraspora pellucida, 2220 nucleotides. The record is from the annotation of a GenBank genome assembly. Lineage: Eukaryota; Fungi; Glomeromycota; Glomeromycetes; Diversisporales; Gigasporaceae.